AAGUGUGUGUGUUAUGCGAAGACUGUGAAAAUAAAAAGAAAAUUGCACAAAGGAAAAGGCGAAAAGCGUGCGACUUGGCAGCAUGUGUUGCCGUUUUUGUUGUUGCCACUGCCGCUGCUGCUGCUAGCAAACAAAUUGAAAUACUAAGUAGCUGGCUGGCUGGACGCCGCAGACAGGCGAACAAAGGCAAUUGAAAAUGCGAUUCAUAUCGACAACAAUAAUAACAAGAAGAGCAACAACUACACAACGUACACAGCUAGACAACUAGAGAACAACUCCUUGGCCAGCGCCAGCGUCUCCACCCAUCUCCCCCUCCUGCUGCUCCAGCAUUUUAAGCAGCGCGUGUGCCGCUCUACCUUUAUGCCCGUGGCUUCCAACUCGUACUGUGGCCGGCAACAUGUCAAGCAUAAUUAAUUUUCGAUUCUGCCUGUGCCGCCGCCAAUUUCUGCCCGUUUACGUCUUCAGCUAUAGCAUCGCCAUCGCCAACGCCAUCACCGUCGCCGCCGCCGCCGCCUCGUCUACGUUCCUGCAAUUGUGCUAAAGCUGACUGCCAAUCGACCGUCAACCCCAUCCCACGCCCCACUCCCAAGUCAAUCCCAGGCGCACUGGAAGAAGCGUAUGCUACGGGCCCAAAAACCAAAACCAAUCCAAAUAGUGAACAAAGAUAUUCUGGCGAAAAUGUGGAAAGCAACAGCAAUACGACAGCAGCAGCAGCAGCUACCAGCAACACACAGAGGACUCAACGCAAAGUUGAGCACAAUUUGGAUGCUAUUAGUUAUAUUAAUGAGUCUGAUGCAAAUGCCAGCAGUUGCAGCUGAAUUUCGAGCAGGCCUCGCAGGCGACAUGGAAUCCUGCUCCAAUGAGGGCGAGGAGGUGCAAAUCAACAGCAUACAGAACUCCAAGUGCUUUAAGUGCAUCUGCCAGAACGGCUUCGUUAAAUGUUUCAAGAGCUGCCCGCUUAUAGAUGACUGUUAUCUGCUGGAUCCCAAGACCAGCGGCACUUGCUGUCGCAGGUGCAAAGGCUGCAUAUUUCGCGGCGUGCCCUAUGCGAGCGGCGAUGAAUGGUCCGAUCCGGAGGAGCCCUGCAAGACGUACAAGUGCAUAGCCAGUGUUGUCACCGAGACAAUCCAAAAGUGCUAUACACAGUGCGACAAUAAUCAGCUGACGGCGCCGCGUCCUGGCGAAUGCUGUGCCACCUGUCAGGGCUGCAACCUCAAUGGCCAGACAGUGGCUGAGGGUCAGGAGGUGGUGGCCUCCAUAGACGAUCGCUGCUUGGUUUGCCAGUGCAGCGGCAACAAGCUGAGCUGCGCCAAGAAGACUUGCCCCAUACUGCAGUGCCCCAAAACGAAGCAGAAGCAACAUGCCAACGAAUGCUGCCCACGCUGCACCGAGCAGCGCGACUUUGUGCCCGUCAUAGGCAAAUGCAUUUUCAACAACAAAGUUUACUACGACAAGACGCAGUUUACGCCGGACCGCUGCACCAACUGCACUUGCCUGAACGGCACCUCCAUUUGCCAGCGUGCCACGUGCCCUAUACUGGAGUGUGCACCAGAGUUUCAGGAGGAGGACGGCUGCUGUCCACGCUGCAUUGUGGCCGAGGUGCGCAGCGUGUGCUCGCAUCAGAACAACACGUACAUGAACAACGAGACCUGGAACAUGGGGCCAUGUCGCAGCUGUCGCUGCAAUAACGGCAACAUACGCUGCUCCGAGAUGCGCUGUCCCCAGGUCAAGUGUCGCCCCAACGAGGAGCUGACAGUGCCCGCCGGCGAGUGCUGCGCCAAAUGUGUGGAAACCGCCGGCACUUGCACCGUGUUUGGCGAUCCGCACUUCAAGACCUUUGAUGGCAAAUUCUUUAGCUUCCAGGGCAGCUGCAAGUACCUCUUGGCUCAAGACUGUUAUGGUCACAACUUCUCCAUACGGCUGACCAACGAUGGACGCGGCACGCGUCGCUCUUCGUGGCCCAAGACGAUCACACUGAAGCUGCGCGGCCUGCGCAUCACACUUGGCCAGAAGCUGCGCGUCAAGAUCAAUGGCACGCGUGUCAUGCUGCCCUAUUUGGAGCAACAGGCGGGCACUGCGCACGGCCAUGGCCACAAUGUGAGCGUUGAGCGGCUGCCCGAGGGCGGUAUUAUGCUGCGCACGGAGCUGGGCCUGAGCAUCGAGUGGGAUGGCAACAGUUUUCUGCAGGUGUCGGUGCCGGCGCAGUACAAGCGCCACCUGUGCGGCCUGUGCGGCAACUACAAUGGCAGCGGACGCGAUGAUCUCACGGGCCGGGAUGGCCGCCAGCAUAGCGAUGAGGAUGUCUGGCAUUUUGCCAACUCGUGGAAGGUGGGCGGGCCCAAGUCCUGCUCCAGGCAGCGUGAAAAUGUCCUAGUGGCGCCAGCGUGCAACAAGCGUAGGACGAACUUUUACUGCCGCCCGCUGAGCGUGUCGCAAGUGUUUGGCGGCUGUGACAGCAGACUGAAUCCCAUCAACUACAUCACCUCCUGUCGCAUGGACGUCUGCGAGUGUCCCACGGGCAGCUGCCACUGCGACAUCUUUGCUGCCUAUGCGCACGAGUGCCGGCGCCUGGGCGCGCAGCUGCCCGACUGGCGAGCGGCCACCAAUUGUCCGGCGGGCAGCUGGCGACGCAAUGCCACCGAUGCCGACUUUCUGGGCAACAGUUACUAUGGCGAGGCGCACUUCUUGCGCUACGGCAAGGCUGCUGCGCGGCGCCACAAGCAGCAGCAGCAGCACCAGCAGCAGCUGCAGCAUCAGCAAACGCGACUGCAGCUGCAGAAGCAGCGGCGCAAGCACAACGAGCUGGAGAAUGAGUUCAACAAGAAGCAUGUGCCCAACAAGUUCUUAAAGCCGCGUGCGCAGGAUCGCACGCCGCCGCCAAUUCAUUGAGCAUUGCAUUACAAGCGCAAUUGGCAGCAAUUCUAAUUUAGUUAGCAUACACAUAAUACGCAUACGCAUUCAUACUUAGAGCAGACAUAAUCUCAUACUCAGUUGUUGGCAGCAGCAGGCAGCAGCUGAGCUUGAAAGCUAAAGCUGCUGCUGCUGCCAGCUGUCAAAAGUUCCACAC
This is a messenger RNA of Drosophila busckii, 3067 nucleotides long. It is a transcript of the gene cv-2, whose product is annotated as BMP-binding endothelial regulator protein. The record is from RefSeq and is a predicted model, not a curated record. Bases 619 to 2889 code for a protein of 756 amino acids. The transcript is spliced from 8 exons. Gene Ontology annotation, molecular function: protein binding. Lineage: Eukaryota; Metazoa; Arthropoda; Insecta; Diptera; Drosophilidae.